Phytophthora nicotianae INRA-310 is the source of this 129-nucleotide messenger RNA. RefSeq lists its product as hypothetical. Bases 1 to 129 code for a protein of 42 amino acids. The record is from RefSeq and is a predicted model, not a curated record. Lineage: Eukaryota; Oomycota; Peronosporomycetes; Peronosporales; Peronosporaceae. The transcript is spliced from 2 exons.
AUGCGCAAAGGCAUUAAAUUCUCUCGCGCAAGCUCCUUGAUAGACUCGCGCUGCACCGGAUUAAUUGACGGUCACGAUGGCGGAUCCGCACUUGCGCAGUGCUUGAACGCGCCGUGUAGCAACUUGUAA